AUGAACCUCUUCCAGGAGAUCCUGCCGGGAGUGCGAGAGGUCCUGAGCAGGGCUUCGGCCUUCCAGAUUCAGGCCCUGCUGGACCUCAUGUCCGAAUCGGGCAUCAUCUCCAGGGAAUACCUCCAGACUUUGCUCCACGAGAAAGACAGGGAGGAUCUAGCGAGGAAGAUCUGCUUGACUCUGGUGGGAAGGCAGGACUUGCUUCCGGACUCCUUUGCGCCUCAGGGUCACCUGCAGUUCUGUGGCGACAACCGAGGAGAUGCGUGGGAAGCGAAAUCGGCCAGGACUAGAAGCUUGGGCGAUACCAUGAUGGGCUCGGAGGUCCUACUUGCGAAAGGUUACCUGGACUUGCUUCAAAGUGACUUAGACCCGCAGCUGCUGUACAAGAACAUCGAAGAUGACCUUUCCACAGGCCACGCUCCUGAUGUGGGUCUCGAGGACCAGGACAACAACUUGGAUCUCUUUUACACGGUGGAAAAUGAUGGGACUGGGGAAGAGGUCUGCCUGUGUUCCAAUCCGGGAGAAGCCUAUGAGAAAAUCGCUGAACUCGCAGAAUAUGUGCUGAAGGACAAGCCGGAAGAACCCGUCAAAGACCUUUUUGGAAGCCUUAAUCAAGAUGAUGCUGUGACUGACGGUUGUUCCGAGCCAAAGACACAACGACGUAGCUGUUCCGAUGCUCCAGAACCGAAACGCCAGAAACUUGCACAUUCACCAGGCCUCUGCUCCAGAAACAGUAGCCCGGCAGCAUUUCCCCUGGACGCGUCUCCGCCGGAGGCCAUCUCUCUCUCCAACUUCCACGUGCAGUUUUCCGUGACCACCAUAAGCCCCAUGGGCAGGCUUCCAAAGAUAUUCGGGCCUCCCGACCCGGUGCUCGAUACGGAAGGUAUUCAGAUGUUCCUGGCCUUUCUGCCUCCUUCUCCACAGCUGGAUUUCCCGCUUGGACCGGCGAUGUGGGACAACAAUGUCUAUCUGGUGGAAGACGCAGUUGAAGAAGCGCCCGAGAUCCUACCGCUUCCUUCUGAGAAAGCUGACAAAAGACCAGAGAGCGUGGAUGCCUUUUCCAGGCAGCUGAAAACCUCCCUGGGGGAAAGGUGCCGCUUUGUGCCCGCGGAGCGAGACGUCCUCAUGGACCGCCUCUACGUCGAAGGCGACCUCCUGCGACGCCACGCUGAGAACCGGAGCGGGAGAAAUGCCGACCUCAGGGCCGGCGACCUCGAAGAGAAGGAGAGGACAACGGUGGAGAGCCUGUUCCAGACGCUCGAGAGGAACGAACUCGGGGCCAACAAGGCGGCUCUCGUCUUGGGGAAGGCCGGGAUGGGGAAAAGUCUCCUAGUCCAAAAGAUCUGUCUGGACUGGUCCAGCGGCCGGUUUGCCCAGUUUGAGUUCGUCUUCCGCUUCGAUUGCCGGCGGCUGAGCCUGCUCCAGGGGAAACGCUACAGUCUGAGGCAGCUGCUCUUCGAGUUCUCCGUCGACCCUCAAGAAGGAGGGGACGGCGACGUCUACCGGUAUCUGCUGCAGAACCCUGACAGGGUCCUCCUGAUCUUUGACGGCUUUGAAGAGCUGCAGGACCUAGAGGGCUUCUCCCUGUCUUCCGACAGCCUGACCCGUAAGGAGCCCUGGGGCAUCGGCGCAGUCCUCGGCGGUCUCUUCCAGAAGAAGGCACUCAACGGUUGCACCCUGUUGCUCACUUCCCGGCCCAAAGACAAGUUGCACCAGUAUUUGCCCAGGGUGGACAAGGUCCUGGAGGUGGUGGGGUUCUCCCCGCAGCAGGCCGAAGUCUACCUGGCCAGGUAUUUUGAAGGGUGCCCCUACUGCGGAGAUGCACGGGACCUCAUCACAAGCGCAACUUAUCUUUUCAGCUACUGCCACAAUCCCGACCUGUGUCGGAUCAUUUGCCUCGUCUGCAAAUCUGCCUUCGAAGCCGGAGACGGAGAACUGCCUUCCAGUCUCACCGGCCUUCUUGUCAGAUUCCUCCUUCAAAAGCUGGGGUGUGCAGCUGAUGAAGGAACGUCCCCAAAGCACGGGAACAUCUCCACCUUAGCCCAAAUUGCAUGGUCUCUGGGACAAGGCCCGCAGCAGGCGCCGACGAGUGUGCGGUUCCCCUCCAUCCAAGACAAGGAAGCGGCUUUGAAAUGUGGGAUCAUGGAGCCCCUGGCGUCAAGCGAUGGCGGGGAAGAAUGCGGUUAUGCGUUUUCUAGUUUCGUGGUGGAGAAUUUCUUGGCGGCCCUGCAUCUGGUCCUCGCCAAAGAGAUUAAGGACAAAAGGCUCACCAAGCACCUCUGGGUGCCGUCCAAGCCCAAGAAGUCUCUCUGCUCGUGGGACUUGGUGCCUCGCUUCCUGGCCGGGUUGCUCUUCUUCCGGGAUGACCGGAGCUCUUCUUCCCUCUUCGGAGAGGAAGGGGAGGUGGACCCAGAGAAAAUGAUCGCCAAGAAACGGAACAGCCUCUGCAGGUACAUCCGGAAGCUUGAGAUGGAGAGUUUCGGCCCGGACAAGCUGCUGGAGGUCUUCCACUGCGUCCGCGAGACGGAAGACCCGUUUCUUCUGCAGCACUUGGCCCUGAGGGUCAGGCCGGCCCUCUCGUUCUUUGGCUUCCCCUUCACCCCUCCGGAUGUCUACGUCCUGCACUCCGUCUUGAGAAAAGCCAACAAGGAGUUUGCUUUGGACUUGAGAAGGAGCUCUGUGGGUUCGGAAGGACUCGGGCGCUUGGUCUGCCUCCAGAACGUCACGUCGUUCAGGGCGCCACUUGGGGACACCGUUCAGCUCUGGGAGCGCUUGUGGGAGACGGCGGGAGGCGAGCGGCUGCGGUCAGCCGUCGAGAAAUUCGUCAUCGAUCCUUUCAAAGCCCAGACGGUGAAGGACGUGGAUGACCUCUCUGCCCUUGUGGACAUGCAGGAGAAAAUGAGACGCAGCAAAGUGCUGGUCCUGGCUUUCCUGAAGGGGCUUCUGACGAGCCGGGAAGGUAUCUGCAGGGAACACCCUUUCAGAGACAGCGGCUGCAACCAAAGGAGGAGGCGUGGCUUGGAAGCGCCGUACUUGUUGCGCGAGGCGGGCCCAUCCGGUUGCGACGUCGUCCGCGAAGUUCCGGCCGUGGUGGAUCUUCGACACCUCGAAUUUGCGUUGGGACCCACCUGUGGACUGAAAGGAUUCAAAAAAUUGGUGGAGAUUCUGGGCGCGUUUCCAGCUCUCCGGCAUUUGGACUUGGAUUCUCAAAAGGAGAACGAAAUCGGGGACGAAGGCGCGGCGGCCCUCAGCGACGUGCUUCCUGCCUUACGCUCCCUGGAAACACUGAACUUGUCACAGAACAAGAUAACUAACAUGGGAGCAGAGAAGCUAGCCAAUGCUCUUCCUUCUCUGCCUUCACUCAGGACGCUGAGCGUGUACAACAACAGCAUUGGUGACGCUGGAGCAGAAAACUUUGCGAAAGUGCUCCCGGAACUGACCUCUUUAAGAGUGCUGAACGUUCAGUGCAACAAGAUCACCGCAGCAGGGGCCCAGCGUCUGACCGACAGCCUGAGGAAAUGCCCCCACAUACAGAGCGUGGCGCUGUGGAACCCCAAGAUCCCCCACGGAAUUCUCAAGCACCUUCGGCAGCUGGAUUCUCGAAUCAGAUCGCUCUAGGGCCAGGCAUCCGUCCCGGGCGGACAAGGAACUGACAUUGCCUGUGGUGCUUCCUCCACAAGAGAACGAGCUCUCCUCCAUUCUGCUGCUUCCCCAAGGACCCCCGCCUGGGCAGCAAGUCCAGGCCACCCGGCGUCCUUUUAAAAACACUCUUUGGAAUCAACUGAGGGAGCUCAUUCUGUUCCUGACAAAGAAUGGAAGUUGGAGUUCUCACAGAGCACCAAGCUGGUGGGGGAGAUUUCCUCGUUAACCGCUGCUCUUUUCCUGCCAUCCCAUCGUCUUCACGGUCCUGGCGGCCCGAUGUUUUGCCCCAGUUCAUGAACUCUUUCUAAAAUCUUAUCUGUUCUUAGGGGGAUUCUCCUACCUGCGGCCUUAUUUCUACCGACAGACAAAAAUGAAAUCCUGAC
This is a messenger RNA of Gekko japonicus, 4025 nucleotides long. It is a transcript of the gene CIITA, whose product is annotated as class II, major histocompatibility complex, transactivator. Gene Ontology annotation, molecular function: ATP binding; protein binding. Bases 1 to 3618 code for a protein of 1205 amino acids. Lineage: Eukaryota; Metazoa; Chordata; Lepidosauria; Squamata; Gekkonidae. The record is from RefSeq and is a predicted model, not a curated record. Gene Ontology annotation, biological process: positive regulation of MHC class I biosynthetic process; positive regulation of MHC class II biosynthetic process; inflammatory response. The transcript has 20 exons.